Lytechinus variegatus (green sea urchin) is the source of this 3104-nucleotide messenger RNA. RefSeq names its product ran-binding protein 3-like (gene ranbp3). Bases 72 to 1736 code for a protein of 554 amino acids. The transcript has 16 exons. NCBI's taxonomy places the organism in Eukaryota, Metazoa, Echinodermata, Echinoidea, Temnopleuroida, Toxopneustidae. The record is from RefSeq and is a predicted model, not a curated record. Gene Ontology annotation, molecular function: GTPase activator activity. Gene Ontology annotation, biological process: protein export from nucleus. Gene Ontology annotation, cellular component: nuclear pore; cytoplasm.
UGAACACAACGUUUACCACAUUGCAUGCAGUUUGUCUUCAAGAGCAAAUCGUUUACCAUUUGUAGUCCAAUAUGGCGGAAUCGCAACCGGCUGCAACUGCUCCAGCAGGAGAUUCAUGUAAUCCUGAGUUAUCAAAUGGAGAGGAAGCAUCAGAAACCAUGGAGCAAGAAAGACAGGGGGGUAUCAAGCGUCCAGCAGAGCAACAGUUAGGACCAGACGAUAUUGAUAAAGAAUACAAACCAGAAGAACCAGGGGAAUUCCGCAAGGCUGAUGAUGAUGUCAUUGCUCAAAGAGCUGUCUUUGCACCAGUUUCUGCUAUGGUUGAGGAUGAUGAGAAUGCUAUUGGUGAUGGAUUUAGCAAACCUGCUUUCAGGCUCAACCCACCAACCCUCAUCCAUGGACAAGCCAAAUCAGCACCUACAUCUUCAGAUGGCGAGGAGAAAGAAAAUGAAAACGUCAAACCUUUAUUGAGACCGUCGGCACUCAACAAUCACGGGAAAGACGAGGAGGUAGAGGAGAAGUUGGGCAACCCGUUAGCCGAUGGAGCUCACAGUUUACCAUUUGCGAUGGCAGCAACGGCUGAGAACAAUAGUGAAACAGAAAGUGACGCGUACAAAAGGACAAAAUUAUUUCUGCCGUUCACCACGGGUGAAUCGAGCGAAAGAGACUUGGGUUUCGGCGUGUUUGGCAAGUUCCGUGAUAGUGCUUACAGGAUUGGAUUCACGGAGCAGGAUGGGCGGGGCAGUGAUGCCAAUUCAAUGGACAAGGACCCCGAUCCGGAUCAGCACGAAGGGACAACGCAUGAAAAUUACUUCGCCCAGUUUGCAAGCAAAAAAGACAAAGAGUUGAACAGUUCUGGAGACAGUCCAAGCAGUUUAUCAAGUUCAUCAGGCUCAUCGUUCUUGUUUGGACAGAAUAUGAAUGAAAGAGUUACGAGUCCUAACAGACAAGAAGGGGAACUGCAAUCGGUCGGUGAAUUGGUGUUUGGUCAAAAUCUUUCAGCAAGGAUCAAGAAUGAUGGUUUUAAUGAAACUUCCCCUGAGAAACCAAAAGAGCAAACAUUAGCUGAGAAUGCAAGCGCAUUGGAGGAGGCCAGGGAGAGGAUGAGGAGAAAAUUUGAAGAUGUUGAGAACCUGACUGGAGAAGAAGAUGAAGAAAAUGUUGUUUCGUCCCAUUGUAAGCUGUUUGUAUUUGACAAUGUGAAGAGGAAUUGGCUAGAAAGAGGGCGUGGUCAAAUAAGGUUGAAUGACAGUCGGCAAUCGGCAACGGAUUCUGCUUUCCAGUCAAGAUUAGUAAUGCGUACGCAGGGAAGCUUCCGUCUUAUUCUCAACACCAAGAUCUGGAGUGAUAUGACCUUAGAGAAAGCAACCACGAGGAACCUACGAAUUUCAGCCAUGGAUGCUGAAUCUGAGACCAUUAAAAUCUUCCUUGUAACGGGAACACCCAAGGAUAUAGAGCAGCUGUACUGCGCUAUCGAAUACCGAGUUCAAGCCCUGAAGCACGUAGAAGAAGACAAACAACGGUCGGACGUAGAAGAGGGUCAGGCCGGAGCACAAGAUACCAAAGAUGAAGAGGAUGAAGAUGAAGAAGAUGCUGAGGAUGAUGACGAAGAUGAUGAUGAGGAUAGUGAGGUGGCUAAGAUCUGUUCUCGUGAUAGGAGUAAACCAACAUCUCCAAAGAGCACUGAAGGCAACAGUGCAUCCGCUUCACCUUCUCUGCACCCUGAAGAAUCAUGAGUGCUGCUCAAGGAAUUAUUCUCGCAACCCUCUUGGAUUCUGAGCUCAGACUUGUUAUUUUUGGGUCAAAAUGAUGAGAACGUGGCUAAAAUUGAGGAAUCACAAUGGCAUUGGUAUCUGCUGAGAUGCAAGAACAAUCGGACCACCAUUCUUUUAUUUGCCAAGAGAGAUUUCAAAAUUGGAGCUGACCUGUUGGUGUUGGAGUUGACCUGAGUUUACAUCACAUCAAUUCAUUAUAGGUCUGAUGUUUUGUGAUUGAUUGCAUUAGUUAUUAUGUGGAAUCAAUCAUAAAAAGUAAAUGUUGACUAUAUGAUGAAUUUCUAAGCCAAAAUGUCAAAUUUCCUGUACCUACAUGUACCAUAUUUCAUCAAAAAGAUUUGCCGAAUGGACAAUACCGUCAAACCUUUACAUAGGUAUUACCAGGGAAUCGGGUAUACGAGUAGAAAAUCUUUCUUGGUUUAAUAUAUGCAAUGUAGUUCGAGGGUUUCGAUAGGAGCAGAGAAACAAUAAAGGUUUGAAAAUAUACACCAAAGAAUAACAUGGAUCUUUGAUGUAUUUGAAUUCAUAUAACAUGUAUGUGAAGUUGCUCUCAUACAACAUCAUACUCUAAGAUUUUAAAGAUCAGUAACUCUGUUUAGUACCAGCUUAAAAUUAUAGAAAAUGAAUUUUUGCCAAACUUUCACUCUCAUGUUGCUCUUGUUUUUCUUUUUACUCAUAUCUCAACCUCGAAAAUUCGCUUUUAUGGUAAUAAGGAUGAUCGCAUAGAAACAGAUGUGAACCAAGGUAUUUGUACGAUGUUUUAAAACAUUACCCAAGUUCACGUCUGGAAGCACUUUCCCUUUAGAUUUUCUCUCAACAUUCCUAUUAACCUGUUAACUUCUGGAACCGGAUGGUCCUUAUGAAAAGCCUAUAGGAACGAACAAAUUCACUAGUCGAUGGGUAAUGCAAACUACUGUAGCUUGUUGCUAUUAUCAUGCAUUUAAUCAGUGCUUUUGAAAGGAUAAUUUGCACUUUAUUAGACUCAAACCUUACAGGAAACAGGACAUAUCAUAAAUUUGAUCCUAAGUAUUGAUAUUUUAUUAUUUUGUGAUCAAGGAGGAAAAACAGAACAAAUCACACUAAGUGACCAAUAUUAAUUUUUUGAAUGAAUAAUUAAUGAUAAGUCCUGAUUUACCUGAUCAGACCCUCUUUUACUUCACAUUCUUAUUUUCUUUGAAUAAAGAAUUUUCACAAUAUAUACUAUGCAGAAAUGACAUGACUGAUGUUGGGUUAAGUGUUUAUGUUUAUUUUGAUAAAUUUCUUUAAUUUCAUACCCUUAUGAGUUUUGUCUAAUUCAGAUCUGAAUUAGAUGCAAUAUUAGAUGUGAUA